AUGCUUGCUCUCACCAAGGUCGCCGCGGCGCUAGCGGUGCUGUCGGCUAUUGCUACUGCCGCUCCUGCUCCGAAUCCCUUGGCGGAGCUCGAGGACCGCGACGGAGUUGAGCUUGACGAGGGCACUUCGUCUGUCAAUAUCGUUGGUGGCGAGGAAGCCGGUGCUAAGGACUUCCCUUUCAUCGUGUCUCUCUCUCCAAUCGGACCGUUCAGCUCCCACUUCUGUGGUGGUGUCCUAAUCAACGCUAACACCGUACUCACUGCUGGCCACUGCUCUUGGACCCAGACUGCGUCACUCGUCCAAGUCCGUGCCGGCUCCCUUAAAUGGGCUUCUGGUGGUGUCCUAGUUAACGUGUCCGAGAUUGUGGUCCACGAGAAGUACUAUGACCCUACCUUUUUCACAAACGACAUCGCCCUCUGGCACCUAGCGACUCCGAUCAGGACCAGUUCGACUAUUAGCUACUCCAAGCUCCCUAUUCAGGGCUCUGAUCCUACCGACGGCGCUCCAGCCGUUACAGCCGGAUGGGGUUACACCCUCCCGGGUAAUAGAACCCUUGCUGCUACACUACAGAAGGUCUCCGUCCCUAUUGUUAGCCGCGAUCGCUGUCAGGCCUCGUAUCCGGGAGAGGACGUUACUACCGCCAUGAUCUGCGCCGGUUUAGUCGCAGGUGGGAAGGACGCUUGCCAGGGCGACUCUGGCGGCCCUAUCGUUGACGCCAAGUCCAAGGCCGUCCUCGGUCUGACUUCCUGGGGUGCUGGCUGUGCUCUCCCCGAACUCUACGGUGUCUACACUAACGUCGGCCUCUUUGUCGACUGGAUUAACACCCACAAGUGGUAA
This is a messenger RNA of Microdochium trichocladiopsis, 837 nucleotides long. RefSeq names its product extracellular trypsin protease. Gene Ontology annotation, biological process: proteolysis. The record is from RefSeq and is a predicted model, not a curated record. Gene Ontology annotation, molecular function: serine-type endopeptidase activity. Bases 1 to 837 code for a protein of 278 amino acids. The transcript is spliced from 3 exons. Lineage: Eukaryota; Fungi; Ascomycota; Sordariomycetes; Xylariales; Microdochiaceae.